AUGGCAAGAACAUUCACCAUCCAACAGCACUACAUUGAAGCCGACGAACAAGGUUUCUCAUUCCCAUCUGACAUACGUACCUUCAAGGACGAAGACGGCUUAAUCCGAUUCAAAUCACAUGUGAAAUCAAGUGUACUCCCAGCAGAGACACACACCCCAAUCAUGAUUCACAAAGAUCACAAAAUUGCAUUCAUGCUCGUAAGGGAAGCCCACGAAAUCAACGGACACCUCCCAGCGGGAUACCUGUUCAGUGCAUUGCGUACGAGGAACUCUAACAUUCUCACGGACCGUCCGUCGAUGCACCAUGUUGACAGUGGAUCCGAGGUCAGCCGAGACCGAUCCAACGUCCUAACCAGAGAGACUUGUUUACCUGUAAAAGACCCCCAAACCCCCCAAUGUGUCAUUUCUGAGAAGCUCGUAGUGACUCACUCUUUCUUCUUGGCUUCUUUUACCACAUACAGCAAGCUCAACACUAUUUUAAUUGAUACACAACAACUCAAUUUUGAUGGAUUGCGCCGCCAGAUGGAGGAAAUGCAGCUGCAAUUGGGCCUAUUGGAGGAAAAAAACAAAGCACUGACACAUAAAACCGGAAAACUGGAAGCCAUGAAUAAAGUCUUAAAGGAAACAUUGACCGCAGAAGCAAAAAAGAAUGCACCUACUAUUGGAACCAACAACAUUGAAGACACUCAAAUCCAAGAAUUCGUUGCCUGGGCGAAUAUAAUGCCAUCAAUUCAUCAACUUGGGACUGCUCCCGCUCAGUUUCAACUGAGAACCGGGAACAUCAACGGAAAUUUGGAGCUCAAGAUGGAAGACGACCGAAUGACGCUUCACUCUCGUAAUGAUUUGAAAGUCACUUUCAAGAUCUUCAUGACCAAGUGGGAAGUUGAAUCGAUCGAGAAGGCAAUUGAGGCUUUGAAAGAAAAACUGAAAAUCAAGGAUAUUGAGGUGAUCUAG
Molecule: messenger RNA, 954 nt
Organism: Caenorhabditis briggsae
Lineage: Eukaryota; Metazoa; Nematoda; Chromadorea; Rhabditida; Rhabditidae
Exons: 8
Coding region: 1-954 (317 amino acids)
Biological process (GO): glutathione biosynthetic process
Cellular component (GO): glutamate-cysteine ligase complex
Molecular function (GO): glutamate-cysteine ligase catalytic subunit binding; enzyme regulator activity
Source: RefSeq, a predicted model, not a curated record